This is a messenger RNA of Rhodofomes roseus, 1394 nucleotides long. RefSeq lists its product as uncharacterized. The record is from RefSeq and is a predicted model, not a curated record. NCBI's taxonomy places the organism in Eukaryota, Fungi, Basidiomycota, Agaricomycetes, Polyporales, Fomitopsidaceae. The transcript has 3 exons. The coding region runs from base 132 to 1199 and encodes 355 amino acids.
CAACCUUCCUCCUGACCUACCAGGUCGGUUUGCAUCUCCCCACCAUCCCUUGCUCUCUUCUCCAUCAUACGCGUAUCCUGACAUCUUUGGGGCGCUAGCACACUGCAAGUCUCUAUAUCGACGGCUCCGCUAUGAGCCUGCAAACAGUGGCAAGAGGUUCCGGGACCAACGCGAGGAAGCGGCUUCGCUCGAACUCGAGUAAUCGUGCGGAGUUAGUGGACUUGACCGCGACAGAGAUCCGACCUGACAACUCGCUGUGGUUCCCGGACGGCAACGUAACUAUCAUCGCCGCCGAUUCCGUCGGCUUUCGCGUUUACGGAGGGCUGUUGGCUCGCCACUCGGAGGUCUUCCGCGCCAGGAUCUUUGGCCCAGCAACGGCAGCAGACGCGUCGGCGCUGGAUUCGCGGAGCGAUGUUCGUGACGAGGUGUUCUCACUCGAUCAGUGGCCAUCCGACGCCGUUCGACUCCUUCUGCGGAUUGUCGUGUUAGGAGAAUCGUGGCCUGCCGUAUUGCCAUUCGCUAUGGUCGCCGCGCUGGUCCGCCUCAGCCAUGAAUACUGGAUCAAAGACGUGCUGAAGGAAGGCCUUGCGCGCAUCAGAAGCUGCUUCAGUGAUACCUUUGACGUCUGGGACGAAGCGAUCAAGAAAAUGCGAAGCCGUACCAUGACCUUCGUCGUGACAGACGCAAUCGCAGCGGUGAACAUCGCACGCCUGACUGGCGAACACCGUAUCUUGCCAGUGGCCCUGUACAUGUGCUGCCAGCUCGACCCCGAUGACCUAUUGCGUGGUCUCGGCGCCGAGUGCGACAAAGACUACCUGAGUCGUGCUGAUAUCAUGCGAUGUCUGCAUGCCCAAAAGGAACUUUGCCGCCGCAACAUCGACGUGGCGAUGGCGAUUUGGGAAAUUUCCAACGACUCGGAGGGAUGGCACGAACCGUGCCUCACCAACCUGAACGCGAUCGCAGCGAGCUACUGCAUAUACCAGAAGAUCGGGGUUUCGCCUCACGACGCAUUGCGAGACUGGGAUAGCAUCAUCAAGGAGGUCACGGGCGGAUGUUGCACCCACUGCAUUGCCAGGUUGAAGCAGAAGGCAGUCAGGGCGCGAUGGUAUGUGUGGGGAAGGCUCCCUGAGAUUGUGGACUGCGGUACUGCUUGGAACAUGAUGACUCAGACCGCCAUGAUACAUAGUCGUCCAGCGUGAAUAAUCGCUACACCGUCUUCGACUGGUGCGACGAAAGUAGCGGUACUUGUUAGAUAGGCACGGCAAUGAAGUGAGACUGUACGAUAGACUCUGAUGAUCGUGUAUGAAUUUAUGAAUCCUUGGCUUGGGGUGACUGGUCGCUCGACUUGAAUGUUACUCUUUGCCUUGAGGGUAUGAAAAUGAGUAGUGAUUGCU